Nannospalax galili (Upper Galilee mountains blind mole rat) is the source of this 3442-nucleotide messenger RNA. It is a transcript of the gene Zscan26, whose product is annotated as zinc finger and SCAN domain containing 26. The coding region runs from base 702 to 2099 and encodes 465 amino acids. The record is from RefSeq and is a predicted model, not a curated record. Gene Ontology annotation, biological process: regulation of transcription by RNA polymerase II. The transcript is spliced from 6 exons. Gene Ontology annotation, molecular function: RNA polymerase II cis-regulatory region sequence-specific DNA binding; DNA-binding transcription factor activity, RNA polymerase II-specific. NCBI's taxonomy places the organism in Eukaryota, Metazoa, Chordata, Mammalia, Rodentia, Spalacidae.
GAGCCGGUGGGACGGCCCGGGUCCUUCCGGGCGGCGCGGAAUAGGAGCGGUGGAUUCGGUCCGCGCCAGGCUGUGCGAACCGGAAACGGGUGCGCGACUGGAGCUAACCCCUCCCUCCCCGGGCCUGGAGAGGACGAAACGGAGGACAAAGUGAGCGCACACAGCCUUCGGUCUGUUGCUAAGAUGGGGUUUCACUCUGCAGCGCAGGCUUAACCUGGGACGCAUCAUGUAGCUUAGGCUGGCCUGGAACUCGGGAAAUUCCUGCCUCAGCAUCCGGAGUUUUGGGUUACAGAAGUGAGGCCGUGCGACCGGCUUGUGCUGCUGCUGCUGGUGGUUGUUUUAUUUGUUUUGAGACAGGGUUUCGGGUACCCCACAUCGGCCUCAAACUCAUGUCGUGGGCCUUUGAUUUGAACUCCUGAUCUUCCUGCCUCCACCUCCAAGUGCUGGACCUCCAGGUUGGAGCUACGACCCCGGCUUCUCCUGCGUAUUUAAGUCUGUCCCUUGAGGUCUGUGUCAUUUAGAGCUAAGCUCUCUGUGAUCUCUUAUUCUCUGCACAUUGACACCCCUACCCCACCCCCGGGGGCCUUUAUGUUUAUUGCCAUCUCCUGCAAGAAGUUUCUCUGGUUAGAGUUAAAAGAUGCACUGAUUUGAGGAUAUAGUCAAAAGAAAGUUCUCCAAAAUAGAGCAACCUGAAGCAGGGAAUGGCAGUAGCCUCAGUGAUUGUCCGAUGCCAUGUUCGCCGGAGUCUGAAGGAAGAGCUUCAGGGGUUCAGAGUUCAAGAAAACAGAAAAGGCCUUGGGCAGGAGCCAUUGUGCAAACAAUUCAGGCAACUGCGCUAUGAGGAAAGCGCAGGACCUCGGGAGGUUUUACACCGACUCCGGGAGCUCUGCCGAGCGUGGCUGCAGCCUGAGACCCACAGCAAGGAGCAGAUCCUGGAGCUGCUGGUGCUGGAGCAGUUCCUGACCAUCCUGCCGGGGGACCUGCGGGCCCAGGUCUGGGAGCAUCACCCAGAGAGUGGGGAGGACCUGGUGGGAAUCCUGGAAGAUUUGCAGCUGGCACGUGGAGAAGCAGCACAACAGAAGCAGCCAGACUGGAGAAAGGAACAGAAUCUGCAGGUGGAAGAGACAGUGUGUCACAAUGCAGUGCAGGCGCAGCCAGUCCUGCCUGAGUGCGAAGGGGAGCCACCCGAGAAGGAGAAUGAGGAGACAAGGGCCAAGAAUGAGAAACUUGUGGCAGGAACAGCCUCUUGUGAAAGGGUGGAAUCACCAAGGAAAACAUCAGAAUCCAUCAAGGCCCACUGUGAAGAUCCACCCUUGGAAAGGCAGCCUGCCUCACCCAAGGAGAAGCCUGGCGGCAGAUGCUCAGAAGCUAAGGAGGGAGUUUCCCACCACUCAGACCUGACUGAACAUGAAAGGCCACACACAGGAGAAAAGCUUCGUGAAUCUGUGCUGUGUUUUAGCUCUGCUCCUGCCAGACAUCAGGAAGCCCUUGCUAGAGAAAAAGGUCAUCCCUGCAAGGAAUGUGGGAAAGUCUUUCAGAGGAGUUCACACCUCAUCCGACAUCAGAAAAUCCAUCUUGGUGAGAAACCUUAUGAGUGCAAAGAAUGUGGGAAAGUCUUUAGUCAGAAUGCAGGCCUUUUGGAGCAUCUCAGAAUCCAUACUGGAGAAAAACCUUACCUAUGUAUCCAUUGUGGAAAGAACUUUAGGCGGAGCUCUCACCUUAAUCGACACCAAAGAAUUCAUAGUCAGGAGGAACCCUGUGAGUGCAAGGAGUGUGGAAAAACCUUCAGUCAGGCCCUACUCCUCACCCAUCAUCAGAGAAUCCACAGUCACUCCAAAAGCCAUCGGUGUAAUGAGUGUGGGAAAGCCUUCAGUUUGACUUCUGACCUUAUUCGACAUCACAGGAUUCACACGGGAGAAAAACCUUUCAAAUGUAAAGUAUGCCAGAAAGCCUUCCGUCUAAAUUCACACCUUGAUCAGCACCUAAGAAUCCACAAUGAAGAAAAACUCUACCAGUGUAGUGAAUGUGGAGAAGCGUUUAGACAAAAGUCAGGUCUCUUUCAGCAUCAGAGACAUCACCACAAAGGCAAACUAGCUUGAUGAGUUCUCUCCUUGUGAGACAUUGGAAAGGUACAUUGACAGGGAAGGAGUGCUUUAAAAUAAGUCAUUCUAGCCAAAUCUGAGAUCAGAAUUCUUGGAAGCCACUUGCCUCCAUUGCUUCUCUCUCCUUUUCUUACUUGAAGCCAUAGUCAGACUACAGUCGCCAUAGAUAAUACUGUGGGAUCAAAGUUAAAUAUGUUCUUCACUACAGAGUUUCUCAAAUCAAGUGUCCACAGAUUUACACAGAACAAAGGCAGAUUGAUAUGUUUGCAAGUGCUAUAGCAAUAGGCCCCUAUAAUAUAAAACUAAUGAGGGCUGGAUAGGUGGCUUAAUGGUUACAGUGUUUGCUAUGCAAGCUUGAGGACUAGAGUUUGGACCCACCAGCACCCACAUAAUUGCCAGGUGGGUGUGGCUGCCCAGCUGCAGUCCCAUUUCUCAGGAGGCAGAGACAGGAUCUCCAGAGCAAAUUGGUUAGCCAAACUAGUAAUAUCAGCAAACUCUAGGUUCAGGUGGGAAACCCUGCCUCAAUAUAUUAGAUGGAGAGCAAUUGAGAGACUCUUGACAUUGAACUCAUCCUCCACACAUACACAUACAUUCGUCCACACAUGAACACAUACACCACACAGACAUGGGGGAAAGAGGAGGUGGGGAGGCUGGAGAGAUGGCUCAGCAUCUGCUGUUCUUACAGAGGACCCAAUUUUGGUCCCCAGCACCCACAUGACAGGUCACACUGCCUGUAACUCCCGUUCUAGGAGAUCUAAUGCCCUCUUCUGGUCUCCAUGGACUCCUGCAUGCAUGUGGUGCACAUAAACUCACAUAGACACCAAACACAGAUAAUUUUUUUUAAUUUUUAAAAAAACUAAUGGUGUUUCAAAUAAACCAUUUUUGAAAGUGUCUAACAGUGUAAGUUAACAGUGACCAUUUUCCCCCUGGCUUCAUGGUUCCACACCCUGGCUUCAUAUCUACUUUACCAUGGAUGGAAGCAUGGGCUAUCAGUGGAUGCAUUUUAGAAAGCAAAGAUGAUCUUUUGCUCCUUAACCAUGGACCCUGCUCCCAGGAUUGAUCAACUCCUGUGAUUUUUCAUCUCCCACCCUGUUGCAACCACAGUGUCACAGUCUCAAGUUAUAAAUCAAGCCUUUCCUCCACAAAGUCAUUCGAAUGACUGUCCUGAAUUAAUCCAAGCAGUAACUCUUACUUGGCAUCUCCCAGUGCUGGUACAAUGACCGCUUCAAACAUUGUUUAAUGAAUGUCCAGUGAAAGAAACUGGGCCUUUUCAUUUUAAUAACAAUGAUGCAAUUUUAAAUGUUUUGAUUUUGAUCAUUAAACAAUAAAAUCAACUUGGA